AUGAGGCCGGUGUCCCUGGUGAUGUUCCUCACCUUCACUCUGCUGGCUUUCAACGCUGGCCACAUCCUACCAGGAGUAGCAGACUGGGAAAGCAGGGAGCAGAAAGUGUGGGCCAGAGCAGGGAGUUCAGCCGUGCUGCCUUGCCACCUGAGUCCCAGAAAGAGCUGGAAGCAGCUGUCUGACAAGACAUCCGUGCUGUGGAAGCGACAUGGGGGAAGCGCCCACCAGGAGCCACACAUGGUGCUGGAGGUGGGGUACUCCGGCCUCCGGAAGACGGCGCUGCCCAUGAGGCCCCGGGUGUCAGUCCAAGACUCUGCCUUACGCAAUGGCAAUUUCUCCCUGCGAAUCGACCCGGUCCGGAGCGAGGACGCCGGGCUGUAUGAGGCACAGGUGGCAUACAACACAGGGGUCCAGAGCUGCCAGGUGGACCUGGGGGUAAUUACAGUAACCCUCAGUCCACCCAGCCCUGUGGUAGAAAACGAGCCACUCCUGUUGAGCUGCAACUCUAGCCACCAGGCCAGCCUUGUGGAGACACGCUGGUUCCACAACGGGCACCUGGUCCCCACCUCUGGGACCUUCUGCUCCUUGCAUGGGGCUCUCUCCAUCCUCCGGCCAGCCAUGAGUGAUGCGGGUUCCUGGCGCUGCCAGCUCAGAUACUCUGAUAAUGAGAUCAUUUCUGCCACGUACAACCUGAAAAUUCUAGGUUUUGAUGGCCCAACGAACCCUGUGGUCUAUGCUGCAGCUGGCUCUGCAGCUGAUCUACCGUGCACCCUGAGCUACCUUCCCAGUGCAUUUGGGAUUAACAUGGUGACAGUCCACUGGAGCCGCCUUGCAGGAGGACACUUGCAAGACUGGGGCAUCUCCCAGAAUUUGAGCAGCAGAAGCUUCCCCCUUCGUCUGCCUGCAGUGGGGCCAGGUGAUGCAGGGCAGUACCACUGUGCUGUCUCUGUUGGCAGCAAGACAAUCAGCAGGGACGUGACCUUGGCAGUGCUUACAGUCACCCCAAGCAUCCAAGGACCGGUUUCUGAGGGGUCUCGCUUGCUGCUCAUCUGCAGCCUCACACACCCCCGGGGACAUGAACGUUUCCAGUGGAAGCACCUUGACUCAGCCCCCACUAACAGCAAGCUGGCUGUCACCACCUCCCGUAACCUGGAGGGCCACAGGUCCCAGACGGGCCCUACCUUGGAAAUACCCCGAGUGUCACAAAAGGAUACGGGCACAUGGGAGUGCAGUGUAUAUGGCCCAGAAGGCAGACUGGGAGCAGUGGAGUACGGGCUGCAGAUCACAGGUGCCCAGGUCUCCAGCCCUCCCACCAUCUUCAGUGGGCAGGUUACUUUUGGGCUUACGCUCACCCUCUUCCUCCUCCUUGCGGCCUGUGUUCUGGCUCUGGCCCUACAAAAAAGGGCACGGUUUCCUGCCUUCCCAGCGCUGGAAGGGAUGGUUGCAGUCACUGUGCCGAGGAAGAAGGAGGUGGAGGAGAACCAGAAAGAGAAGAUCCAGCAAACUGAGUGCUGA
Aptenodytes forsteri (emperor penguin) is the source of this 1515-nucleotide messenger RNA. It is a transcript of the gene LAG3, whose product is annotated as lymphocyte activating 3. Gene Ontology annotation, cellular component: membrane raft; external side of plasma membrane. The transcript is spliced from 8 exons. Gene Ontology annotation, molecular function: protein tyrosine kinase binding; MHC class II protein binding. The record is from RefSeq and is a predicted model, not a curated record. The coding region runs from base 1 to 1515 and encodes 504 amino acids. Lineage: Eukaryota; Metazoa; Chordata; Aves; Sphenisciformes; Spheniscidae. Gene Ontology annotation, biological process: interleukin-15-mediated signaling pathway; positive regulation of ERK1 and ERK2 cascade; T cell activation.